Plasmodium vinckei vinckei is the source of this 510-nucleotide messenger RNA. RefSeq names its product conserved rodent malaria protein, unknown function. The record is from RefSeq and is a predicted model, not a curated record. The coding region runs from base 1 to 510 and encodes 169 amino acids. Lineage: Eukaryota; Apicomplexa; Aconoidasida; Haemosporida; Plasmodiidae. The transcript has a single exon.
AUGGUGGCAAAUGUAUUGGUAUCAUCAUUGUUAGUAUGUUUUUCUUUCAUUUUUUUUUUAAUAAAUAAUAAUGUAUUGGCAUUAUCAAAUUUAGAUAAAAAUCAUAAAAAUGGCGAAAAUAUAUAUUCUAUAAACUCAGAAGAUAAUCAAUUUUCAUAUCAAAAAACGGCGAGUAAACAAAUAAAGACUUCAAAUUUUAUUGUUGCAGUAGAUAAAAUUAAAAGUUUAUCUGACAGUACAAAUAUAACAAACGCAGUUAAAAGUUUUCUUACAAAAAAUCCCACAUUAAGUGUUAUAAUUUUGCUCAUUCUAUCGGUAUUAAUAGGAUUUAUAACACAUAAAGCAGCAUUAAAUAUAUCAAAAAAGAAAAUUGAUUGUGGUACUACUUCUAACGAUGAUAUAGCCGAUGCUAUUAAGGAUAAUAUCAUAAACGAAUCUAUAGAAAGGACAGCUAGUGAGACUAAAGAAAAUGAAAUAAACGAUCCAAAUAAAGAAAACAAAGUUGAAUGA